ACGAAUACCGCGACAACACCUCCGCUGCCAACAUCUCCGUCUCUUGAUGCCCGGGCUUUUGCUUCUACGACCUUAAAUCGAGAAUACAACUGUUGUCAGGAGUAAUUUAAAUUUGACUUGUGGCGUUCUGAGAUCCCAAACGCUCCGGAUCGCCAUUGCGUAAGCCAACUCAACCGCAUAACAAGCCCAAGCAGCAAUGGCAGAGCCAACAGCGCCAAAACCUAGUUCGAGUGUGAAGCUCGUUCUCCUUGGCGAAGCAGCCGUAGGAAAGUCCUCACUCGUCCUACGAUUUGUUAAUAACGACUUUCAAGAGAACAAGGAACCAACUAUUGGUGCUGCCUUUCUUACGCAAAAAUGUAACCUCCCAACCCGGACCAUCAAAUUCGAGAUCUGGGAUACUGCGGGACAAGAACGCUUCGCAUCUCUCGCUCCCAUGUACUAUCGAAAUGCGCAGUCCGCUCUAGUCGUCUACGAUCUUACGAAGCCCACAUCACUUAUUAAAGCAAAACACUGGGUGGCAGAGCUCCAAAGACAGGCUUCGCCGGGUAUCGUUAUUGCCCUCGUAGGCAACAAGCUCGACUUAACAAAUGAGGCGGGAGACUCAAGCAAUGCCUUAAGUGAUGAUGGAGAGGCAGGUGCUGCAGAGGAAGAUGAGGGGGAUGCAAGGAAAGUUUCGACGGCUGAAGCAAAGUCAUAUGCAGAGGAAGAGGGAUUACUGUUUUUCGAGACCAGUGCCAAGCUCGGAACGAAUGUGACAGAAGUCUUCACAGCCAUCGCCAAUGCUAUCCCAGAAACAUCAUUGAAGGGUACUAGAGGGCCAGGCGUAGCACAAGCAAGUGUGCCAAGAACGGAGGAUCACUCAAGGGUGAACUUAACAGGGCCAAGAGACAACGCGUCGAAAGAGGGAUGUGCUUGUUAG
Amorphotheca resinae ATCC 22711 is the source of this 919-nucleotide messenger RNA. RefSeq lists its product as hypothetical. The transcript is spliced from 3 exons. Gene Ontology annotation, molecular function: GTPase activity; GTP binding. Lineage: Eukaryota; Fungi; Ascomycota; Leotiomycetes; Helotiales; Amorphothecaceae. The record is from RefSeq and is a predicted model, not a curated record. The coding region runs from base 197 to 919 and encodes 240 amino acids.